GCCAGCACUUGACAGAUGUCGGAUAAGUUUGCCCAGAUGCUGCAUACUCAGCAAAAUCUGCGUAAGCUCUGUAGCAGAGUGAGAAGCAACAUGGCGUCAACAAGCCGCGGAGAUGUCCAGCAGCUUCCAAGAGUUCAGUGUCCCAACCACCCCGAUGCCAUACUGGUGGAGGACUACAGAGCAGGGGACAUGAUUUGCCCUGAAUGCGGCCUUGUAGUAGGUGACCGUGUUAUCGACGUCGGCUCAGAAUGGAGAACGUUCUCCAACGAGAAAGCCCUCAAAGAUCCAUCCAGAGUGGGAGACGCCCAGAACCCGCUGCUCAACGGGGGCGACCUCACCACCAUGAUCAGCAAGGGAACCGGCGCCGCUAGUUUUGAUGAAUUUGGUAACUCAAAGUACCAGAACCGUCGGACCAUGAGCAGCUCUGACCGGGCCAUGCUCAACGCGUUCAAAGAAAUCAGCACCAUGGCAGACCGCAUCAACCUGCCGAGGAACAUCAUCGACCGAACAAACAACUUAUUCAAGCAGGUUUAUGAACAGAAGAGCCUGAAGGGCCGAGCCAAUGAUGCCAUCGCCUCGGCCUGCCUCUACAUCGCCUGCCGACAAGAAGGCGUGCCCAGAACAUUUAAAGAGAUCUGCGCCGUCUCUCGGAUCUCCAAGAAGGAGAUCGGCAGGUGCUUCAAGCUGAUCUUGAAGGCGCUGGAGACCAGCGUGGACCUCAUCACCACCGGGGACUUCAUGUCCCGGUUCUGCUCCAACCUGGGCUUGCCCAAGCCGGUCCAGAUGGCGGCCACCCACAUCGCCAGGACAGCCGUGGAUCUCGACCUGGUGCCCGGCCGGAGCCCCAUCUCCGUGGCGGCAGCCGCCAUCUACAUGGCCUCCCAGGCCUCCGCAGAGAAGAAGACCCAAAAGGAAAUCGGGGACAUCGCCGGUGUUGCCGAUGUUACGAUCAGACAGUCAUACCGACUCAUCUACCCACGCGCUGUUGAACUCUUCCCUACAGACUUCAAAUUCGACACACCUGUCGACAAGCUGCCCCAGCUGUGAGGACGCCGCCCCGUAAACAGUGAUGAUAUUUUCCUGCUGUGCUUGCAGGAUUGUAUGCUUUCUUUAAAAUUCAUGUUUGUUGGAUUUGGAUGAUUUCCCUUCUAAGACUUCUUGCCUUGUCGAGGCGUCCUCGCAGGAAUAAAACAGACACAUUCCAGUGCUUAAUAAACAGCUUGCAGACUGUA
Molecule: messenger RNA, 1232 nt
Organism: Pseudoliparis swirei
Lineage: Eukaryota; Metazoa; Chordata; Actinopteri; Perciformes; Liparidae
Gene: gtf2b
Product: general transcription factor IIB
Exons: 8
Coding region: 16-1047 (343 amino acids)
Biological process (GO): transcription preinitiation complex assembly; transcription initiation at RNA polymerase II promoter
Cellular component (GO): nucleus; transcription preinitiation complex
Molecular function (GO): RNA polymerase II general transcription initiation factor activity; TBP-class protein binding
Source: RefSeq, a predicted model, not a curated record